AUGGAAGCGACUGCUCCGGCUGUCCUGUCCCCGAACUCGUAUUACUCAUCCCUCGACUUCUUCUCCCUCGCCGGUCUUGACGGGCAUACACCCAACCAGGACCUCGACUCGCCCGUAGGUCUAGGUGGCGAGGCGCUCGACCCCGGCCCAUCCCAUCCGCAACGUGCGUCGAGCGACAACGCUUCGCCCGACGCCCCACUCGACGAUCCAUCGCCCAUCGCGCUCGACAUUUCCCGUAGCUCCAGUGCUGCAGGGCACAGUAGACCUGCAGUGCCACAGCACAAGACGUCUCGUUCGUCUCUGGCAUCCUCUGGCCAUAACCACCAACAACAGUACAACCCUCACCACCACUUUGGCGCGGCUAGCUCGAUGGAUGUCGACCAGCAGAACAACAGUGGCCAGGUGUCGGGAUCUGGCCACAACACACCCGCUCUCGGCGCGUCCCACAUGGUGAACAUGGACCUGGCGGGUGCGGCAUACGAUGCUCUCCAGGCAGGCCUGCUUCAAAGCCAGCUCGAGUCUAUCCACAUGCAGUCGCCAUUUAUGGGAGCCACCAACCCAACUUCGCCCUACGGCACCAUGGCACAAAUGUUCCUCACCUCACCGCCUGAGAACUCGGCCUCGACCUCUUUGCCCGACUCGCACAGUCAGUUUGACCGCCCUGCUUUCCAGCGCAAGUACAGCUCAUCAAACGGUCUCCCUGGCGUUCUCACUCCGGGCCCAAGUGGCGAGAUGAUGCCUGACAACCGCAUGGACCUCAUGAGCCCCAUGCAGCUCGAGAUGCUCGCUCGCGGUGAGAUGAUUGAGGGGAUGGAAAACUUCAACCCCGUCCCGUUGCUGUCCCCUGCCCUUUCGCAAAGUGCAUCGUCGUACACGUCUCCCGUCGCGCAUGUCGCUUUCAACAGCGCCAGGGAUGCAGCAAGCGCCAACCAGCACGCCCUUGAACAGCUGCAAGUGCAGCAACUCCAGUUCCAGGAGCAGCUUGCUCUUUUGCAAGAGCAGCAGCGUCAGCUGCAGGCCACCGCGGCUGCCGUCGCCGCGGCAAGUGGUUCUCCAUUCUUGGGCGCCCAGCAGUCGUCACAGCAACAGUCCCGACAGGCCGUGACGCCUGGUGUCUCUGGCGCUCACUCGGGUGGCUCAAUAAGCACACCUUCACCCGGCUCGUACUUCAGCCCCCUGACGUCGCCCGCCCUCGAGCCUGCGGUUAGCAGGUCUGCGGCCCUCCGUGCGGCCGCUGCCCACGCCCACGCCCACGCCCACCUGUCGCCCGCCCUCCACAGUCAGCAGAUCCAGCGCCAGCCUCAUCCACUUUCGGCCUUGUCGUCACCGGCUCUCAACCCCGUCGGCUCCUCGGGAGGAGCUCAACAGACUCUGUCGCCGGCCCUCGCGCCUCAGAACAGCAACGACUUUGGAGACCCAGACUAUCUCAAUGCUCUCCAAGGAAUUCUGGACGGCUCGUCGGACGCCAACAAUGGGUUCCAAGGUUCACCAGUUAUUGGACCCAGCGGUGCGCCCCUCUCCUCGCCUCACCUUACCGCCAGCGGUACAGGUCCCCACCGGUCCCUGCCGGCCAAGUCGCGCCCUUCGCCCAUGAUGAAGCCGACCCACCACCGCUCUCACGUCAGACAGCCCUCGACCUCUGUGCCAACGUCUCCCAUGGCCUUCAAGGUGCCCCAGCAGGCUGGUAACGGCAUGGGAUAUCUGCCUCCAGCUGCCAUCGACCAGCGUGGUGUUCAGCAGCAGCAACAACAGGCCCAGCAGGGAUCGCACAGCACCUCGUCAACGCCCUCUCCUGUCGAUCUCACCCAUAUUAUGCCACCACCACCAGUGCCCAGUUCGAACGCGAGGCCCAAGAGCCUCAUGCCUAUGACUCCCGCGACUCUCAUGAACCUCGGCAAGCACGAGGGACCUGCAGUCAUACCCGAGCACCAACAGGAGUCCCGUCGGCAGGCCGAUGCGCCCCCACCGCGUGCUGCAGCCAAAAAGGCCACCACGGCCAUUGCACCCGCGUCCCAGCCCGCUCCCAAGCGUGGCAGCAGGCUAGUCCCCUCUGGCGGUGCGGCUGCGACAAAGCGCGCCCUGGCUAUCCGUCCUCCAGGCGGUGUGGGUGUCCGCGCUGCCACCAAGGGCGCAGCAGCCGCUGCGGCCGCUGCUGCAGCCACCACCGAGCCCGAGACUCGCCGCACCUCGCACAAGGCUGCAGAGCAGAAGCGCCGCGACAGCUUGAAGGCAGGCUUUGACGAGCUGCGCUUGUUGUUGCCAGCUAUCAACACUGAGGCGUUGGAUCCAGAAUCCGGCGAGCCCAUCCCUGGCUCGUCUGCUCCCCGCUUGUUACCCAAAUCCUCCCUUGUUCCCGACGACAACCCCAACCGCGGCGUGUCCAAGGUCGCCCUCCUCAAGUUCUCCAACGAGUACAUUGUCCGUCUCCACUCCAAAGUCGAGAAGCGCGACGCAUACGUUGACAAGCUGCGCGACGAGAUCCGUCGUCUGCGCGGUCUUGGCGAGCCGGAAUUUGCCGACGACGAGAUCCGCGGCGACGAGGGCGAGGACCUGCUGGACAUGGACAUGCUCGAAGGCGAAGAAGACGACCUGGGAUCCGACGAAGAGGACGAGGAUGAGGACGACAUGGACGUGGACGAGGGCCGGGAAGUGGCUGCUGCCUCAGUGGCCACUUCGAGCCGUAAGGGAUCUGCAAGUAGCAAGGUCGGCAAGAGCCCAGCUUUGGGACCAACAAAACGCCCUGCACCCCGGAGCGCGGCUGGCAAACGCCGGGGAGAGUGA
Apiotrichum porosum is the source of this 2781-nucleotide messenger RNA. RefSeq lists its product as uncharacterized. Bases 1 to 2781 code for a protein of 926 amino acids. The record is from RefSeq and is a predicted model, not a curated record. Gene Ontology annotation, biological process: regulation of transcription by RNA polymerase II. The transcript has 4 exons. Gene Ontology annotation, molecular function: protein dimerization activity; DNA-binding transcription factor activity, RNA polymerase II-specific; RNA polymerase II cis-regulatory region sequence-specific DNA binding. NCBI's taxonomy places the organism in Eukaryota, Fungi, Basidiomycota, Tremellomycetes, Trichosporonales, Trichosporonaceae.